CACAAGGAGACAUUUGAAGACUUCACUUUAGACUGUGAGAAACUGAAAUUAAUAUUUUAUAGACCUGAGCUGAAACAGUUGUAAUAAUCAAUUUAAGUCAUUUUUCAAGAAAGAAACUCCCAGUUUUCUGUUUUUCAUUGAUUUGAUUGACAGAAAAUCAAUAAUCUUUCAACUAUUUUAAUAAUGAAAUCAUUGUCACAACAUUCACUGGUUCCAGCCUCAGAUGUGAAGAUUUAACACAAAUAUGACCUGAUGUCAAAUAAACAAGUCAUUUGAAUGCACCACAGCAAAACAUGACACGUUAUCGAUCAAUCAAUUAAUUAAUCAAUCAAAAGAAAAUGUUCAGAUCAUUAAUCAAUGACUCUCAGUAGCUGCAGCUCUGACAUCAGUGGUUGUUUUCAGUCUAUUUCCAGGCUGUGAUCCAGCUCCAUAGUUUGCAGUGAACCCAGCAGAAUCCAGUUCCGUGUUUUCCAUCCUCCUCCUCCCCGAGGUCACAGUGUGGAGGACAGGAAGUCAGAUGUUGGAGUGUUUCACAGUGAAUCCUCAGCUGCUGUCUGGACCAUGAGCAGCAGACUGUGGAGGAGACUCCAGCAGGAGCUGAACCAGGCGUCUGCAGCCUCCCCAGGCUCCUGGACCUGGACCUGGAUCUCCUCCUCCUCCUCCUGCUGCAGACCCAGAGCCGGGCUGAGGUCUGAACCCUGCAGAGGACUGUCAGGGUCGAGCAGAGGGACCAUGAACGUGUUCAACAGGGAGAUGAAGAAGAGGCAGAAGAACUGGGCGGCGUCGCUGCAGGACGGACACCAGUACGACUACCUGAGGGAUGAGGUCGGCGGUCGAGUGGCUGAUCGGGUUUAUGACAUCGCGAGGACCUUUCCUCUGGCGUUGGACAUCGGCGGUGGAAAAAGUCACAUCGCGGAGCAUUUAAGCAAAGACGUUGUGGAGCGUUUGUUCCUGACCGACAUCUCAGAGUCGACUCUGAAACAGAGACGACAGACUGAGAUCCCGACUCACUGCAUCCUGGCCGAUGAGGAGUUUCUGCCGUUUAAAGAAAACACCUUCGACCUGGUGAUGAGCAGCCUGAGCCUGCACUGGAUAAACGACCUGCCUGGUGCCCUCCGACAGAUCCACCAGGUACUGAAGCCGGAUGGGGUGUUCAUCGGGGCGAUGGUGGGCGGGGAGACGCUGUACGAGCUCAGGUGUUCGCUCCAGCUCGCCGAGACCGAGAGGGAGGGAGGAUUCUCCCCCCACGUCUCCCCCUACACUGCCGUCACCGACCUGGGCAACCUGCUGGGCCAGGCCGGCUUCAACAUGCUGACCGUGGAUAUCGACGACGUUCAGGUUCAUUAUCCAGGAAUCAUUGAAGUCAUGACGGAUUUACAAGGAAUGGGUGAGAGUAACUGUGCUUGGAACAGGAGGUCGAUGCUGCACAGAGACACCAUUUUGGCUGCAGCAGCUAUUUAUAAAGAGAUGUACGGUAACGAGGACGGGUCCGUUCCCGCCACCUUUGAGAUCCUCUACAUGAUUGGCUGGAAGCCUCACGAGUCACAGGCCAAACCAGCGAAGCGAGGCUCAGCCACCGCUUCUUUCGGGGAGUUGUCAAAGAUCAGUCGACCAAACAACACAGAUAAAUCAUAGAUUUGUUUGAGCUGCUGCAGACUGUAAAUAGUAGAUGUUUAAAUAAAUCUAUGUUUUGUAGCUGAGUUUAAUUUAACUGUUAUGUUGCAAUUUCCUCUGCAAUAAAGUUGAGCAAUGAAAACA
Molecule: messenger RNA, 1758 nt
Organism: Lates calcarifer (barramundi perch)
Lineage: Eukaryota; Metazoa; Chordata; Actinopteri; Centropomidae
Gene: ndufaf5
Product: NADH:ubiquinone oxidoreductase complex assembly factor 5
Exons: 11
Coding region: 562-1635 (357 amino acids)
Biological process (GO): mitochondrial respiratory chain complex I assembly
Cellular component (GO): mitochondrion
Molecular function (GO): S-adenosylmethionine-dependent methyltransferase activity
Source: RefSeq, a predicted model, not a curated record